AUGACAAGGUGUAUACAGCAGAACAAAAUAGUUAAACGUCAGCGUGGCAACUUAAAUGAGGCUGUUUGGGAUUGUACCGUGUGCACGUUUAAAAACCCUUGUGUUGCAUUUCGAUGUGAAAUGUGUGAUUCCAGGAAAGGAACAGCUACGCGAAAACCAAAAAUUGUACAAAAUCAAUAUGAGAUAUCAAAACGAAAAAAUGGUAUAGAUAAUGAAACAACCGAUGAAGAUGAACACUCAACGAGUGAGGAAAACGAGUUGGAGGAUGACGAAGACGAUGAAUAUCAAACAGAUGGCGGUUUAGAAAAUAGUAUUUCAUCUCCGUCUUCUACCACAACGAAUCGAUCAGGUCGUUCAUCUUCACCUACACAACGAGCGAAUGAAAAGAAAAAACGACAACAUCGUUCUAAAUCAACAUCAUCAUCCAAUAAUAAUAAUAAUAAUAAUAAUAAUAAUAAUAACAACAACGAAUCAAAAUUGAAACAACGAAAACAAAAUAUAAAACAAAAACAACAAAAAACUUCCAAUAAACGGAACGAUAAUAAAUCCUCGAAUGAGUCCAAAAAGAAACCAGUACUAUACCAACAACAAAAGAAAAAGUCCAAACCAUCUUCAUUAUCAUCCGUAUCGUCAUCAUCUUCAUCCACAUCGAAUAGUUCUUCGUCUCAUACGACGACUGUCACAUUUGAUGGUGUAACGGUACAAAUAAGAGAAUUUAAUGUUGACAAAUUUGAACAACAAUAG
This is a messenger RNA of Didymodactylos carnosus, 744 nucleotides long. Lineage: Eukaryota; Metazoa; Rotifera; Eurotatoria; Philodinida; Philodinidae. The record is from the annotation of a GenBank genome assembly.